Molecule: messenger RNA, 1576 nt
Organism: Vespula pensylvanica (western yellowjacket)
Lineage: Eukaryota; Metazoa; Arthropoda; Insecta; Hymenoptera; Vespidae
Product: helix-loop-helix protein 1-like
Exons: 5
Coding region: 420-785 (121 amino acids)
Biological process (GO): regulation of transcription by RNA polymerase II
Molecular function (GO): RNA polymerase II cis-regulatory region sequence-specific DNA binding; protein dimerization activity; DNA-binding transcription factor activity, RNA polymerase II-specific
Source: RefSeq, a predicted model, not a curated record
GAGAGAGAGAGAGAGGAAGGGAGAGUCUGAAUUGAGCAUUUUCGACGACCGAUAGUAGAGAUUCUGGUCCAGCUAGCUUUGCUCAACUAUCUUCAAGUAGUCUUCAUCGAGUUCGUUCUACGAAAGGUUUCUCUUUUAUUUGAGUUUAGUGUAUUGUGUCUUUAAGAUAACAAAGUGCUUGUUUUUCAAACAACGUAUUGAAAGAUUUUAGUGAAAGUGUCGUUCUAAUCGAACUAUAAGUUAGCUCAAUUUCGUUCAUUUACACAGAUAAGACGAAAGAAAAAACCAGGAGAGAGGAAAACGUCGCACGUUUUUCGUCGCUCUGAAUUAUACAGUUUUGAGAUCUUCGAAGACCAAACGAAUCUCAAUCGAAUCUCGCAAAGGACCUUUCUUCCAAACGAAUCUGGCAAUUUCAAUCGAUGAUGGAAAGAGGUGCGUUGCUACCGAUCACCGACAGUUGCAAGCAAAAUAUUCAAGUACACAGAAGAGAAAAUUCUAUGGCGAACGGUGGACAUGGUGUCGUUGUCAAUGGUGUGGGCGGUGGUGCUCCAGGUUCGGGAACCCUUUCACGGGAAGAAAGGCGCCGGCGUCGAAGAGCUACGCAGAAAUAUCGAACGGCACACGCGACGAGAGAAAGGGUCAGAGUUGAAGCUUUCAAUUUGGCCUUCGCCGAGCUAAGGAAGUUACUACCGACUUUGCCACCGGACAAGAAACUUUCCAAGAUAGAAAUUCUACGACUUGCCAUCUGUUAUAUCGCUUAUCUCAAUCAUGUUCUCGAAGCGUAGGGACGAUAUAAUAUCUCAAGGACGUCUCAAAUUAAAUUCAUUUUUCGAUUCAAUCAACUUCUCGUUUUCGAUAUUUUCACAAAGUUUGUUCAUUGAAAGGAUGACAAAAAAGGAAAAAAGGAAAAAAAUGGCUUAGAUAAAGGGUCAAGAGAAUCAGGUCCCUGAUAAAAUUCGAUUAUUAUAUAUAAAUGAUGGGGCUAUGUGAUAGUAUUUCAUCGAAUUAUCACAUUCAAUCGCUCAAAGCUAUCCAGUUACGAGGAUUAGCGUUCGACCAGAAUCGGAAACUAUUUCGGCUUUCCUACUCCCUCGGGAUCAUGCUCUCUUCUCCCUUUUUAGCCAGUCUCUAGUCGAGUAACGCUGUUGUCCCUUUUACGCAGUGCGAACCUUUCCCUACAUCUGUUCUCUAACGUAAGUGAAAAGAAAUAGGAUUAUCGUGGAAGGCAACUUCACGCAUCGUCGGACAUCCAUUUCGUUUUCGAUUUCCGAAUACUUUCUAUCGUUCGUCCUUUUUUUUUCGAAUUCAUUUAGAACCUGACGUAAUCUAUCGAUCAUUAAUCAAUUCUAAUUAAUUUCGAUUCGAUUCAAUCCAAUUAUAAUCAAAUAAAUAAAAUUGAAUAUAAAUAUAUUCGUGAAUGUAUCUGAUUCGAUCAUAACAAAUUGUACGACGGUUUAAAAACAUUGGAAAUUUCAUAGGGAUUAUUAAUUUAUUUAUUUUUUUGUUAUUUAAUUUGUAAUAUUCAUGCGUUAGAGAUUAGAUUAUAUAUAUAUAUAUAUACAUAUAUAUAUAUAUU